AUGGGAAACCCUAAUAAGGGUGGCAAAGCCACCAGUGGCACUUCGGUCGCGAGGGAUUUCAACAACGCCUUGCAAGGCACACUCGCGUUCGAAGCGAUGCGGUUCACAGCCAACUAUGCAAGAAUAGCACAGGCCGAACUUCGAACCUGCGAUUAUGAUGAACUCAUGUUGGGGGUCGACAAGGCUGUUAAGCUGUUGCCUGAUAGUUUCAAUCCAAACAGCGAAGAGUGGCCCGAGAACGCAGAGGAGGUCAAUCAGAAGAUGGAAGAACUGUUAAAGGACUGCGACAAACUGGCGGGAGGGUUCAAGACGUUUGUUGAGAAUGCACGGGCAGCGGGUAUGGCUGUUAAGCGGCAACAGUAG
Molecule: messenger RNA, 363 nt
Organism: Fusarium sp. VM40
Lineage: Eukaryota; Fungi; Ascomycota; Sordariomycetes; Hypocreales; Nectriaceae
Source: the annotation of a GenBank genome assembly